Molecule: messenger RNA, 4803 nt
Organism: Varroa destructor (honeybee mite)
Lineage: Eukaryota; Metazoa; Arthropoda; Arachnida; Mesostigmata; Varroidae
Biological process (GO): regulation of DNA-templated transcription
Molecular function (GO): RNA polymerase II cis-regulatory region sequence-specific DNA binding; DNA-binding transcription factor activity, RNA polymerase II-specific; zinc ion binding
Source: RefSeq, a predicted model, not a curated record
AAUCCGACCCGCCGGCCUAUAAUUGCUGAUUAGCAAUAUGCAGCAAUACGUUCCAAAGUAGCUCUUAUUCCCAAUUCAUUUGCAUUCAGCUCAGCUUUCUUUUCCUAUAUUUUUUUACGCCAAUUUCGCUCAUACCAGCGAUUCGUUUAAUGCGUCGCGGGCUGGCACUCAGGACCACUGGCGCCCUGAGGCCGACCGAGCCCGAUAUCCAAGAUGGCGGCGCUCAGAAGGUGAACAAACCGAACAAGCCUCUACGGCUUACAACGGAUUUUAACAGUAAUAACAACAUUGAAAGUGAUUGUGUCAGUGAGGUGUAGUGUGAUCCGUAUUUGGUAACAAGUCGUCCAGUGUUGAUCUUGUCAGAAAACAAUUUUUUUCUGCAGAAACACUAUAGAAGAGACGAAAUAACGCCUGCAUUACAACGAAGGCCAGCAGCAGAUGGUAAUAAUGGAUCCAGGUAGAAUUAGCCAAGAAUCCGCCCACGAGCACGGCGAAAUCGAGGACACUGAUGAGAACGAACAUGAAGAUGUAGCACAUGAGGUGUCAGCCGAGGGUGAACAGACCCUUUACGUACAAACAGUCGAAGCCGGCGAGGAAUUAGCGGAGCACGCAGGCGAUGCUAAUACCCAGAUCAUUCAUAUUAUUCAAGGCUAUGAUGAUGAUCCCGAUGAUGAGGUAGAAGUUGAAGACAGUGAGGCUACCGCUUACCUCGAGGAGGACGAAGAUUUCGACGAGGAAGAUGAAUCGAUCCGUGGCGAGACUCACUUGGUUAACGGCAAACUUCUUCACUAUAUGCCCAUUGGAAGGACACGGCAGAGUACACAUAUAUCUCCGUACGAGGCUACUGUAUCCAACGCUUCCAAGAAACACUCUUGUGGUGAAGAAAAAUGCAGCUCGGCGUAUCGAAGUAAAAAAGCACUUGUACAACACCUUAAUCUCGCGCACGCGUUGAAGCUGGUCACGUUCGAGAGAUCGUAUGCAAGUGUGGCCCACAUACUCUACGAGUUUGAGCGGAUUCAACGUUAUGCUAACUACUUGUUCGGGGCUGAUUAUAAGACGUUCAACUCAUCGACAAAACAGCUGCGCGUCAUUUACGUAUGCGCUCACGAUCGAAAGCUUCGGAAAAAUCGACAGAUUGGUCAGGUGUGCACGACAUUCAUUGAGUUUGCUGCCGAUUACAAUACAGGUCAAGGUCGUCUGUCAGGCUGUUUGCAGCACUACAAGCAUGGCGGCUACCGAGAUCUCUCCGAUUAUCAGUUUGUUCAUGCGGACGAAGUACCUGCCGAUUUUGAACUUGUCUGUCCGAUCUGCUGUGAGACGUUUGCUACCGAAGAAGAAAUGCUCCAACAUGCCUUCGAAAAGAUUCAUCACAUAGCUCCUAGGUUUAUCCGUAUGGCAAAGAAGAAGGAAGCAAAAGACGCCGGAUGGGACAGCGAGAUGACAAAUACACUGAUCCGGUGUGAUAUGUGCAGUUUUGAAACGGCAGAUAGAAGUUACUUCAUGACACAUCGGGUCAAAUCGCAUAUGGGACCUGAAUGUGUUGAGAAGCAUGUGGCGAAAAACCGAGAUGAUGCUAAUUAUAUUUUUCGACAGGCUCAGAUAGCGUUAAAUACGCGAUUCUUCCUCGCCAACAAACGUGUCAACGACUCAUCAAUUGUAUCCUAUUCGUUUCGCUGCAACUAUAAUCGCCGAUCACCAACCUCAGUGUGCGUCUGUUCGUUCAAAAUGCUCGAAUUUCCCGACGCUAACCGGUACGAAAUUGAAAUGGUGAAGGUGCAUUCGCACGACGUUUCGACAUCGUGCGAGGAGGAGCUUGAUGACUUACCCCCACCUCCGGAGCUAUUUUCGUGCCAAACAUGUGAUCGAGUUUUUCAGAAUGAGGCAAUACUUCGCGAUCACCAGAAAGCAAACAAUCACUACAAUGUCGUUGAACUGGAAGCUAAGAAAAGUCGCGAGGUAGUGAAACAGAAGCAGUUCUUCUGCUGUGUAUGUUCAGUAGGAUUUACCAAGAAGCUCUCACUGCGGCAACACCAGAAGAACUUUAAUCACAACUACACUCCAGCAAAUGUGCGUGCCCCGAUCAGUUCGCACGCCCACGUAGCCCAGGAGCAGUCCAAUAUGCCUAAGGAGGCGACAGCAGAAGGGUCAUCGACGGUUCGUGAAAAGAAGGUGAUCCAGCUUUUCCCUCAUCUGUGCUAUGACUGCGGCCAGACACUGAGCAACAAGGUUGAAUUACUCAAACAUCUGCACCUCGAGCAUAAGUACGACGUUGAUCUCUUUAGUAAAGAGUUUGCCAACAUGGAUCUCGUAUGGCGUUAUUUUUACGAGAUUCAGCUCAAUACAAAGACAAGAUAUAAACAGCAUGGAAGCCAGAAGGUUGAUGAGGACAAUUUUAAGAUUUAUUACAUUUGUAACCGCGAGGGUAAAGAUAAAACGAAAAAGGUCAACCGGAAGCGCGGCCGGCGAAAGCCUCCAAAAGAUGUAAAUAGAGCCUGUACGGCACACUUCACGAUCCGCCGGGAUAAUGGCAAGAUUAUCUGUUCCGGUUCGACCACGCAUUAUGGUCACGAUAUUGAAGAGGAGUUUCUGCUCCGCGGCAAAAUCCUGCAGAAAGCAAUGGAAAUAAUUCAAAAGGUGCCAGAUGAGGCCGCCGAAGAUAUGCACGUAUUGACAGCCGCGGAUUUUCCCUAUCACUCUGAAAAGCGUGAGAUGCAUAAAUCAUACAAGAAUCCAGAAGCUAUCCUUUGGAGUCAGCCAUUUUCGGACACGUUCACAGUUACGCCGAGUGAUGAUAACAGCUUUUACGUUGGUCCGACAGAUAAACCAGCGAGACUCGUCUCGCACAAGACGUCAGUGGAUAGCUUCUGCACAAUAUGUGCUGGAAAGCCAACACGAAUGAAUACCGGCCAAUUGUAUCAAUGUCCUCAUAUCUACCAGUGUGACUGUGAAUUUUACCAGGCAGGAUAUCAUAACUGCAAGCACAUAAAUGUGUUGGAACUGUACCUCAAUCAGGAAUCGACGCAAGGUAAUGUACUCUAUCUGACAGCACCCUGUUCCGAAAAAGACUUAGCUAUAAGAGCGCAGGCCUCGAAGCUGGCCCAGUUAAGUGAGGAUGUGGUAAAAAUUUUGGAAAAUCUCAAUGCUUCUGAAGAUUCUACGAAGCUUUUGACUUGUAAAAUGGAUGCUAUAAAGAGUUUGCUGGGAUCCCCUGACAUCUGUGAUGCCGAAACUCAGACAGAUGAAUUGUACCAGGUUACAGCAAUGCCACCGGUUAUUAUGAGGUCGGUUGUACAACAGCAUGAUGACCGAGUGGCUGUCGUUCAAGCAGUUGCAUCCGAAGAGAACAGGCCCCCUGUGGCUUGCAUGCCUGGGACUCCUCUCGUCAUUCAUCCAAUUGAACGUACUCGAACGCCUGCACCUCGAAAAGCAAUCAUUGUCAAUUCUUCUCAGUCACCCCGUCUAGUUGUCCGCAAAGACGCUCCAACUUCCAUGGCAGCCGCUUCUAAAGCCACGGGGACUUCAGUCGGAAUUCGUAACCCAACUACCGCUACCGUAGCGACACCGCCCACAAGAACCGCGGAAACAACUACUGUUGGAGUUGGAGUUAGCCAUGUCCAGGAUCGACGUGAAAUCGUACUUCAGUCCCCUGGCCGAAGAGUCCCAGGCAGCUCAACGAUGGUUCCAGUCAUGGCACUUAUGCAACUGGGGGAAACAGACAGUAACGGUACUGCUGUUAUGUCUGUUGAACAACUGGAAGGGGAGGUGGCGAAUGAUGAAACUGAGCUGCUCGAGCAGGUGGGUACUUCCCAUCAGCAAGAAAUUGACGAAGAAAACCAACUGCGGGGGUCGGAACUUCCUGGAGAACCUGUAGACGCAGAGGUGGUUGAAAGAACCGUUCGUGUAGCUGCUGAACCAGCAAUCAAAGGCGCUAUGAUAGAAAAACGUCAUACUAAAGUGGCUGUUUCAGUUGAAAAGUCUCCCUCAUCUACUACAAAUGAAUCCCCGCAGAGAACCGCAGAUUCAAAGGAAGCCCUCAUCUCGCCCUCUGUAGAGCCUCUUGAACGACCUUUGCGGAAGCGUAAAACCGUCGAGGAGACGGAUCUGACUGAUCCAAAACGCACAUCACAUCGAGCCAAAAAACCUAACAGAAAAUUCGAUCUUUGAUCACAUUUAAUUGCUUUCAGUGUAGUUGGGGGUAUGUUUAAGCUAUUGUCGCUCUAAAUUGUUGUGUAAGUUGACGGUAAACCCAAAUCCGCGCAAGUUACCAGUAAUAACGGCUGGAGCUUUAUACAUAAGGGCAGGACAAAUGGGGUUAGCUAACGCAGGAGCUAGCGUCAUAUUUUUGUGUUACUGUAUAUAAUGAUAAAUAAACCAAGAACCUAUGCUGUGUACAUUAAAAAUAUACGCGCGGAUGUAGGUUUACUCAUGUGUAAGUGAAUAAGUUCGAAUAAACGUUCAGUUUUUUUUAAUUGUUAUUGUAAACGAUUUACUCAAUUAAUUCGCUACAUUUGAAAGCAAUCGAUCUGCAACGAGUACCCAAUCGUACGAUUGUGAAUCAAGCUCAUAGCCUGUAUUUAACCUUAAUCCGCAAUAUAAUCGUUCGUGGUUUUCUGUAGGUGCGUUUGAGGCAAUGACAUAAAAUAGACACGCUCUGAACGAAUUGAUCAUUAUGUCUUUAUAUGAAACAAAUAUCCUCAAAGGUAGAUUUUGUAGGUGAAAUUGGAAAAAGUUGCUUUGAUAGCGAAUAAAAAUACACACAUACGCACACUGACACACACACACAAUGUAUGGAAAUAAACAGUG